Molecule: messenger RNA, 2164 nt
Organism: Paralichthys olivaceus (Japanese flounder)
Lineage: Eukaryota; Metazoa; Chordata; Actinopteri; Pleuronectiformes; Paralichthyidae
Gene: clu
Product: clusterin
Cellular component (GO): nucleus
Molecular function (GO): misfolded protein binding
Source: RefSeq, a predicted model, not a curated record
CCAGCAGACAACAUGCCUGCUCAGUGAAUCACAUGUCUGCACCAUCCCCGUUAUCCACGGGUAUAAAAAGGAGCAGCAGAGAGGCUGAGGCAGCUUCAGACAGUCUGGAGUCUCAGGAAACAAGCAGAGGUUUUACUCAUCAUUGCCUGCUGGCCCAGUGAGAGUCGGAGAGGAUGUUAAUGAUGAUGAUGAUGAUGAAGAAGAAGGGGCUGAAGUGUCUGGCUGUGGUGACUCUUCUUCUGGCUGCGGCCAACUGCAUCCUCCCUCCACACAGACAGGAUCUGGACCAGCUCUCUCUUCAGGGAGAGAAGUAUCUGGCCAAGCAGGUUGAAAACGCCGUGAACGGAGUGAAGGAGAUGAAGAGCGUGAUGCAGAAAUCCUCAGAGGACCACAAGAAGUUUCUGGACGCUCUGGAGAAAACCAAGCAGCAGAAAGACGAAGCGCUGCACACGGCUCAGGAGAUGGAGGCCAAGCUGGAGCAGGAGGAGGAGGUUUGUAACGAGACCAUGAAGGCUCUGUGGGAGGAGUGUAAGCCCUGUCUGAAGAACACCUGCGUCAAAUACUACUCCAGGACCUGCAGCAGUGGAUCAGGACUGGUGGGACGCCAGCUGGAGGAUGUGCUGAACAGGACGUCUCCCUUCUCCAUCUGGAUCAACGGGGAGAAAAUCGAUGUCCUGGAGCAGGAGGACCGGCGACAGGACAAAGAGUUUAAGAACCUGGAGGAGAAAUACACUGUGAUGGCUGACGGAGUGGACAGCAUCUUUUCAGACAGCAUGAAGGUGGCGGAUCACGUCCACUACAACCCUCCGGUCUUCUUUCCCAGUUUCUUGAGCCCGUUCACUCGUCACAGCAGAAGUGUUCGUUCUCUGUUCCACGAUCCCUUCCAAGGCUUCCAGAGCCUGUUCUCCCCCAUGAUGGGGAUGGGCAGGAACUUCUUCGGCUCUAUGGACUCCAUGAUGGACACGGACGCUGACACUGUUCCCAACGAAGACGGCAGUAUGAAAGAGGACGUGGUGAUCACUAAACCUUUUGGCAACGGCAGGAUGACCUGCAGAGAGAUUCGUCGCAACUCUGCCGGCUGCCUCAAGUUCCGCGAUGAGUGCGAGAAGUGCAAAGAGCUCCAACACGUCGACUGCUCUGGGAGGAGACCUCUGGAGGGGCCCCUGAAGGAGGAGCUGGAGGAGGCCCUGGCGAUGGCCGAGCGUUUCACUCAGCAGUACAACUCCCUGCUGAGGAGGUUCGAGGAGCAGAUGUUCAACACCUCCUCCAUCCUGGACCUGUUCAACCGGCAGUUCGGCUGGGUGUCGUCCCUGGCCAACAACACGGACAGCAAGGACGGUAUCUUCCACAUUCAGACGGUGAUCAGCAGGGACCCUGAGGAGAAGCCCGGCGAGGACAAGCAGCCCGGAGAGACGGACGUGUCCCUGCAGCUGUUCGAUUCUCCCUCCAUGAACUUCACCGUGCCGGGCGACAUCCCUUGGACCGACCCCAAGUUCUCGGAGGUGGUGGCUCAGGAGGCUCUGGACCGCUACAAGGAAACCGCAGUUAUUGUCAAGUAACGCUUCGCUCUGCACUGUCCGCUGACGAGAGAAUGUUCUGCAGAAAAAAAACACAACCUGAAGCCCCCCCCCACCCUGACCCUGAUGUAAAACCUCUCAGCGUCCUGCUUCUUCAAACAGUUUCACCUCAGAGAGUCAUAUUGUCACGUGUCCUGCUGUGCGAGGAGAUGUCGGGUAGAUAAUCGGCCCUGAGCCGGUCUGAAACAGGCUGCAGCAUUUAAAUGAUUAAUGCAAGUUUCCUUUAAAAAAGCCAAAACUGAUUCUGUAAUUCUCUCUGUAAUGUUUUGUUCUCUGCAUUCAGCUUUUCUCACACAUGUAGAUUCAACUGUUUGCUUCAGUAUAAAGAGAAAUAGAUGUUUGUUAGAAACACAUAGGAAGUUUACUCUGUUUCAGUGACUUUAACGACCUGGUCUACUCCUCGGCAGAUCUCCGAUAAGUCUUUAUCUGAGUUGGUUGAAGUUAGUUGCCGGAGUUCAAAUCACUGAUUGGAGAAAUAAAACUUGGGAAAUUAAGAAAUUAAUAUUUGAAGAUGUCUCGGAGUUGCUCUGUAAAACCACCCAGCGAUGAAGCAAUGCUUGGAGAUUUCAUAAAACCUGCUCAAACUA